This is a messenger RNA of Diachasmimorpha longicaudata, 3411 nucleotides long. Its product is annotated as lymphocyte-specific helicase-like. The transcript has 2 exons. Lineage: Eukaryota; Metazoa; Arthropoda; Insecta; Hymenoptera; Braconidae. Gene Ontology annotation, molecular function: ATP-dependent chromatin remodeler activity; ATP binding; DNA binding. Gene Ontology annotation, cellular component: nucleus. The record is from RefSeq and is a predicted model, not a curated record. Bases 168 to 2756 code for a protein of 862 amino acids.
GGGUUUCGGCGCGAAAAAUCUCAACGGUUUUGUCCUUCGAUGUUUUACUUUGUCCAGUUAGACUCAUUUGUCUUUUAGCUGUAGUGAGAGCAAUUCUGAGUUUGCCUGUAGCUGAAAUUAUCGUUUAUCUAUAGAGUCUUCGGUCCAAGAACUGAAAUCACCUCGAAAUGGAGGAUGAAUUGCCUACAUUGGAGAUUAAUCCCCCGAGUGUCAAUGAAAGUGACAAAAAAAUGGAAAAAUUGAGCCUUCCCGAAGGGAUUGGACAAUACGAGGACUCGGGAUUUGCCAGCAUCGCAGGCUCUGUCAUCACAGAAAAUGAGGAGACAUCAAAGCUUCCGGAGAAUCCCCCAGUCUUCGUGACCCGAGCCGACCGUGAGCGCGUCCGGCUCGAGCAGCUGGCGGUGAAGCGUCAAGCCGAGCUGCAACACGAAAACGAGAAACGAGAGAAGGUCUACAAACGCCUGAUGCACCUUCUCAAACAAUCCAAGUUCUUCUCUGAUUUCCUCAUGAAGAAACUCAGCAAUAACGAGGCAAAGCCAUCGACAUCCAAGUCUUCAAAACGCAAGAUUCAGGAUUCCGACGACGAGCCCAUCUACACACCGCCAUCAAAACGUCCCAAAAGAAAUUGCAAGCCCGUCCAGAAGGAUCUCAAAGAGUCUUUGCGUCCUCAGCGGCAAAAGCGACUGACAGAAACAGGAAAACGAAAGCUCACAGAAAAACAAAUCCAAACAGAGCUGGACGCAAUAGUCGACGAGGAGGAUGAGACCUCAGAGGAGUCUUUCAGUCAGCCUAAAUACUUUCAAGGCGACCUUCGUGACUACCAGAAACACGGUCUCCAGUGGCUGAAGGCCCUGUAUGAGCACGGAAUGUCUGGAAUCCUAGCCGACGAAAUGGGCCUGGGAAAAACAGUCCAAGUGAUCGCCAUGAUAGCUCAUCUAAUUGAAAAACACCAGCCCGGUCCCUUCCUGAUCGUCACUCCCUUAUCAACGAUUCCCAAUUGGUUGAUGGAGUUCGAGAGGUUUGCACCGAAAAUUCCAGUGGUAUUGUUCUAUGGAUCUUCAGGUGAACGAGCCCAACAAGCUGUCAAAGUGAAGAAGACAGUAUCAGUGGAUGGGUUCAGAACCCUCCCAGUGGUGCUUACAACCUACGAGACUCCAAUAAAAAACCAGAGAUUAGUGAAAGGUCUCAACUGGAGGUACAUAAUCAUAGACGAAGCCCAACGCAUCAAGAACGCUGAGUGCCAAUUGGUGCAGCUCCUGAAGACAUGCAAAUCGGAUAAUCGUUUGCUGCUGACUGGAACCCCUCUCCAAAACAACCUGAAGGAGCUUUGGUCCUUACUCCACUUUCUCAUGCCCCAGAUCUUCAGUGAUUUAGCUGUCUUUGAGUCCUGGUUCGACGUGAGGGACUUCCAACAUGAGGAAGGAACCAACCGGAUCCUUCAGCAGGAAGAGGAGAAGAAGGUACUUCAGUCCCUCAGGGAGAUAUUGAAGCCGUUUAUGCUGAGGAGGAUGAAGACAGACGUCUGCCUCGAUAUUCCAGCUAAGAAAGAAGUGAUGGUUUACGCCCCCAUGUCAUCACUUCAACGACAACUCUACACAGCUUACUUGAGCAGAGAUAUCUGCACAUUAUCCAAGACGAAGCCUGAACCUAUUAUCCUGGACGACGAGUUUGGAAAGAGACCUAAAAGAAGUUGUGCCGUGAAUAACAGAUACAGUGAUGCCUACAGGAAUCUUGAUCAGGCUUUGGCGAAUGGUUGGAACACUUCGGCCUCUUCCGAGGAUGACACCCAUUCAUCAUCUCUCGAUCCAGACUACGUAGCCUCUUCAGAUUUUUCUCAUCGUGACAACAAUCCUGAGAGUACGGUGGAAACCAAAGCGGUUGGUAAAGAAGUAUCUCCACCUUCGAAAACGGCUGCAGUGGACAAGGUCAUGGAGAAAUGGACUGAUCAUGUUCAAGUUACGGAGGAUAACUGCCAUUAUCUCUUCAGGCUGUCCUUUGGAAGUCGUCAGAUUAUGUACAGGAAGAUCAUCAACCAUCCUUAUCUGAUUCAUCUACCUCUUAAUUAUGCUGGACUUCCAAAAGUCGAUAAUGAUCUGAUCGAGGCUUCUGGGAAGUUUGUGGUACUGGACAGAAUGCUGAAGAAGCUCAGUGAAGGGGGCCACAAAGUUCUCCUCUUCUCUACUAUGAAGAUGAUUCUCGAUGUUAUUGAGGAUUACCUUAGCAUGAGACCCUGGAAAUACGUCAGGCUGGAUGGAGAAGUUAACAUAGAAACGAGGAAGAACCAUAUUCACGUUUUUAAUUCUGAUCCUAACUAUUUUUUGUUCUUGAUAAGCACCAGGGCUGGGGGAGUUGGCCUGAACUUGGCAGCUGCUGAUACUGUCAUUAUUUUUGACAGUGACUGGAAUCCACAGGUCGACAUUCAGGCGAUGGCCAGGUGCCAUAGAAUUGGGCAGACCAGGCCUGUUGUUAUAUACAGGUUGUGCACUAAGGGAACUUUUGAUGAGGCUAUUGUCAGUAGGGCUGAGGCUAAGAGGAAACUUGAGAAGCUGGUGAUUUCGAAGGAGAUCGAGGAAAUGACACUUUUCAACAAGGAGGGCCUCUUGAAGCUCAAGGAGUUAUUGGAUUCCAGUGAUCAACAGGUGGGGAAUUCUGGGAAGGAAUUCCUCUCGGAGGAUGAGCUCGAGAAACUCCUGGACAGAAGUGAUCUCGAGGGUAAGACUGAGGAUUCUGUGCAAGCUAUUGAGCCACAGAAGUGAUAAGAUCUAUUUGUUUAUUAGUUUUCAUUCGUUGUUUUUGCAUUUCUCGUAAAUGUUGGAUUUUGUAUGAGUUUUAUUCUUGAGGACUUGGUAGCCAGUCUUGUUGACUAGUUUUGAUAGUUUACUGGAGGCAAUAUGUAAGAAACUGUCGAUUUUCGUACUUAAAUAGUUUAAUCAAUAGUGUGAUGAGAUGAUUGAUGACCUGACGAAACGCAGAGUGAGAAACGAAUAACAAAUAUUUGUUGUACGCUUUUUAGAGACAAGACAAUGUUUGUAAUUUCCAAAAAAUUUUGGCGUAUUCAUCAGCACAUGCUUUCGUGAGUGAAAAUAUUGCGUCAAUCAGUUAUGAGAGUGAAGAAUGAACAAAAGAUUGGAAUGUCAGUUACGGCUGAGAUCACCAUUUGUAUCUUAAACAAUUAGUCUAUAAAAGUUUCUAAAUGGUUAGAAAUUGUCAAGUAUCCUAUAUUUAAAAAAAUAUAAAAUAAAUACUUAUGCGUAAUCGUAAAUAUUUUUACGAUUGCAAAGGUUGUAAAAAUAACCUUCAGCCAUGCAAAUACUAAUAUGGUUAUUUAUUUGCGUAUAAAACGUUCAUAAAUUAUAUUUUGUUUAUGAUGGGUCAGUGUCAAUAAAAAAAAUUAUUUUAGUUCUUUCACAA